Messenger RNA from Tripterygium wilfordii, 1266 nucleotides. Its product is annotated as serine/threonine-protein kinase Nek5-like. The coding region runs from base 1 to 1266 and encodes 421 amino acids. The record is from RefSeq and is a predicted model, not a curated record. NCBI's taxonomy places the organism in Eukaryota, Viridiplantae, Streptophyta, Magnoliopsida, Celastrales, Celastraceae. The transcript has 2 exons.
AUGGAUGGAGAUUCUUAUCGUGUUUCUGAUGGUUGUGUUACACAUGUUUCUAAGGAGGUCACACUAGAGUCUCAGAAGACUUCUGUUUGUUCUUCGAAAGGAAUGCAAACAGACAGCAGCAAUUCUGUCUCAUCGUCGGUCUCAAUUCAAGCAUAUGAGCAGUCUAAUGUUGCAACUUCUUUUAUUGACAUGAUGGAGCAGACAAUUCCAAAACAUGAUUUGCUCACCAGCAAUGAGAGUUUCGAAUCACAUCCAUCCAUCUGCUCUCCUGCCCCCUUUGCUUAUACUGAGAUCACUGAACAUAUUUCUGGACAAAAACAUGUAUGUGAUCCUACAUCUGUUCCUUGCUUAGUUGAGACAACUGAGGGUAAUCUAGAUCUUCAUGCUACCACUGCCAUUGAUGGGAAAACAAGUUCUAGUACAGCUUCAGAUCUCCCAGUCACAAGUUCUGAGGAAAUUGUUAUUUCGAAAGAUGAAGUGCCUGCAGAUAUGUAUGCUAUAAAGCCUGAUGAUACCCCAGAAAGCAGGCCUGAUCAAUUGCUUCAAUCAAAUCUUACAUCUUCAUCAAGUGGUGAUGACAAAUUCACUGUAAGGGAACGUCUAUCAUCUUUUGCAGAAGUUUCCCCUUCCAUCUCCUCACCUGUGUCAUAUAGCCAAAAUAACGUAAAGCAAGGUAAUGGUAUCAUUUUGCAGAAUCCUACAGUUGAAAGGCCUAGUACUGCCCAUCAUCCUUCAGUUUUUGAUGAUGUCAUACAUGUUAUACGGCAUAGUAGUUUUCGUGUUGGGAGUGAGCAACCAGUAAUGGAAAAUGUUGAGAUGGGGAUUCAAAAUGUGGAUGUUGGGAAGUUAUUGAACGUAGUGAGGGAUGAACUGGAGAUGAGAAACGUGACGACUCCGAUGACUCUGAAGUCAUCAAGUUGCUCUGAUGUGGACUUACAUUCUGGUGUUCUGGAAAUGGAUACGAAAGAACCAACUCCUGUAAAAGCCGACAAUUUUGAGGCAGCAAGACCUAGCCCCUCUCCCAUGAAAGAAGAGGAAUUGCCAGCCAAAGAAACUUUGGAUGUGAAGUCUUUUAGGCAGAGGGCAGAGGCCCUUGAAGGGCUUUUAGAGUUGUCUGCAGAACUUCUGCAGCAGAGUAGAUUGGAAGAACUUUCAGUUGUUUUGAAGCCUUUUGGAAAAGAUAAGGUCUCCCCAAGGGAGACAGCUAUCUGGUUAGCGAAGAGCCUCAAGGGAAUGAUGAUUGAAGAGGGUGGACGCAAUUCAUGA